Molecule: messenger RNA, 696 nt
Organism: Neofelis nebulosa (Clouded leopard)
Lineage: Eukaryota; Metazoa; Chordata; Mammalia; Carnivora; Felidae
Product: forkhead box protein L2-like
Exons: 4
Coding region: 37-696 (219 amino acids)
Source: RefSeq, a predicted model, not a curated record
UGGGCUCAUUCGUUGGGACACCUUCGCCUGACGAACAUGUUCUCCUGUUGUGUGCCCGUGUCCCGCGGCUGCCGGCUCAGGGGAGUCCGAGGCCACGAUGCUUCCCGAUCCUGGAGACAGUGGAUCAGGUCGUGCACAGGACGCCUCAGGUCUCUAGCUCGCAGGGACCCAAAGAAAUCAACCGAUGAAAUUGGGCGGCGACUGUCCGAAUCCCGAUUCACCUGUCCUACAGAGUUGUGUGUGUGCCCCAUCGCCCAGGAAGGCCACCCUGGACCCGGGGAGAGAGUGGCCGCACGGAGGUCUCGGGAAGCAGGGCCUGGAGUUGGCCUGGGAAGACCUCUUUCACCGCCCUGGCCCCUCCACAGGGUCCUGGUUCACCGGUCCUGGGACGAGGACCCGGAGUCCCCGGAGUCCCCGGAGCCCCCGGAGCCCCCGGAGCCAGAGACCGAGGAGUCCGGGGCAGGAGCAGAAGCCGGUGCGGCUCCAGAGCCCGGCCCAACAGUAUCGGGGGCCUCGGGGGCUCCGCAGGCAGGGGUGGUGUCUGGAGCGACUCCUGCAGGGGCCGGAGAGCCAGCAGACUUGGGUCGUCAGAUUUGGGAGUCGAGAACACCCCUUGUGUCUUCCCUCACCUGUCCUUCCACCCAGAUCUUCCCAGGCCGACCCCGAGGCGGUCCUCGGGCUGGAUUCGUCUCCUGA